GUUUUGUGAGUUUUAUCGAAUCGAAAGAAACAGUGGCAACCCUAAACAGAUUUCGCUUUGACAAAAAAAAUUGCUGGCACUAAAGGAUGAUUCGCAAAGAACGUUUUUUCAUCUGUGUGACCAACAUUUUUAACUGAAUAGCCCAACAUUGCAAAUUCCGCAAAUGAAUAUGUCGUCUUCAGAAAAAGAAUGCCCAAUUGGGAGCCCAUCGCAGCCAUCUUGCAGUAAUGACAAUGCAGUUUCAUGUACAAAAUCAACCAAAUUGAGGGCGCCGUGUGUUGAAUCAAACACAAAUCAGAACUUGACUCACGAUGUAAGCAUGAUGAGAUCCAAAUCCCCUAAUAAAAAGAAAAAGUACGUUGAUGAUACGCAUGCUUUGGCGACUGGAAAAGAACUUCAGAUGCAGGCAUUUUCAAAUAAUGAAGUCGAUGCCAUCUGCAAAAAAGAUGGACAUCCAGAUAUACUUGAUGUUUCUACUAAGGAAAAUUUAAAUCUGAAUAUGAACGUGCAAGACGCAAAACGAGAAGAUGGGGAACAACCGCAAACUUUAUUAAAAAAAAAAGAUAUUCUAAUCAAUAUUAAGGGUGAGAUCAUAUCAUCCGAUAAAAAUAAGAGUGAAAAUACCACGGAAAUUGCUCAAAGUAUAAAUAUAAAAGACGACCCAACUUUAAAUGAAGAUGGGUCUCAAAACAAUGUAAAUGUUAAAAAAGAACAUUUUGAACUCGAGCAAGAAACGAUGUAUAAAGUUGAGGAAAUUGACGAAUGUGCAGAAAACUCUGAACGAUUGACUUUUAUAAAGAGCGAAGUCAAAGAAAAUGCCAGGGAAUGUGGUGAAUACGGUAUCGUUGCAAAGGAAGAGCUGUCGAAUCAAUCCGUUAAGGAAGAACUGGAAGAUGGCGAGGUCUCCGCCGAUGAUGAAAACGAUAAGUCGACCGCCACGUCUCUCGACACACAAAAUAUCUGUCGUUUUUUCCUACGCAAGGCUUGCACUUGGGGCAGUAAAUGCCGUUUCGAGCACCCCACCUCAAAGGAUUAUGGCAACUAUGUUAUGUUUGAAAAGAAGGAGCUUCCAGUGUCUUUCCCGCCCGUAGUGUAUUCUCCAGCGUGGGCAGCGUACUCCUCCAAUAUUACGACCAGUUUGGAAAACUCUUUCGACAGCAAUUUGCUAUCCGUGAAACAAAUGAUGCAAAAGGCGGGUUAUUUUCCUCCUACUCUAAAUCGAAAAUUUCAAGAGUCACCAGCAAUGACUUUUAGUUUCAACAACAGUGCAUAUUAUUAUCCGCAGAAUCAGCCCAGUUCCCCUGGGGAGCGCGUUACCCUUCUGCCAACACCAUCGACCUCAGUCUCGGAAAUCAAAAUUCCACGUGCCUCGACGCCACUUCGAAAAUCAAGAAGCCCAAAAUUGCUUCCUAACCAUCAUCAAAAAGCCGCUGAUGAGCGGAUGCCAUCGAAGAGUCGUAAUUCGAAAAGAAAGUCUAGAAGAAGCAGAAGUAGUAGCAGCAGCAGCUCUUCUAUAUCAAGUUCGGAAUCUUCGAGCGAUCCUCAAGCUAGCGGUCGAAGCCAUCAGCGUAAGAGCAGGUAUUUCACUUCCAAGUCAAUGAAAACCCGAUGCCAACGGAGCCACAUCCGGGGACCCCGAACACCCUCUCUUAGCCCGCCACGUGCUUCAGCGCGCAACGUAAUAAAUGCUCCACGGAAGAGACGUUUGAUAAGCAGCAGUUCUUCAAGCUCCAAAGAUUCAUCUUCGACUUCCUAUGACUUAUCAACUUAUAAUUCAUCAUCUAGCGAAUGCAACAAAAAUCGUCGCAAAACCAAAAAAAAAACUUCGUCUAGAAAGUCUUCUGCCAGAGCUUCUGCAGGCAAAUCCAAAAAAAAGGAUGGAUGGAAAAGCGGCAGGUCUAAAAAGUCGCGUCAAGAAUACUUGUUAAUGAAGCUCUUACUUGUUGAAGAUCAAAUUGCAAAGAGAAGAAAUAUGCAGUAACUUGACAAUGCUGAUGUCUCACAUCACAGAACUCGGAAUUUUCUUACAUCUAACACACAUCUAAAUUUAAGAAUCUCAUACUGUAGCCGUUUAAUAAGAAAAAUACCUUAUGAAUUAAGUCGUUGGAAUUGAUCAAUUUAAUUUGUGUGAACAUCUUGUAUCCGUGAGCGGUGGGCAGAGGACGGAGAAGCACUGCAAGGCAUAAACCACAACAACGCCGACCCCAACCAAGCCGACUGCAGUCCCAGACAACAGGCAAGACAAAGUUAUACAAUGAUUGCAAUAAGCGAGCGCAUCUGUGGCAGUUCCUUUCGGUUUAUGUGCAUGUUAACGCUCUGUCGGCUCUGGCUCAUGCUACGUGACUCCAACCCCUAACUCCCCUGCAAAACUUAAGAUCUGUGGUCGCCGUCUGCCUUGCCAGAAGGCAACCAGCCUGCAUUGCCAGCUGAGCCAAAUGGCCGCAUCGCUUGGAUGUUGUUUGCUAUCCUUGCUGUUGUGUCGUCGGCGCCGUCGUCCUGGUGGAACAAUUACAUGGUUUUGCCUAAUGAAUUUAUCUGCUCAUCAGCAUCUCUACAGAGUUGCCAUGGGUUUGGCCAUGGCCCCUGUUCACUUUUGUUUAUACGUUUGUGUGGGUGGCCUUCUGGUGGUAGCGACACAGUAAAUUUUAUGUAGAUUUCCUUACACGAAUUAUGCUCAUUCGCCUGCUUGGCGUACACUUUGUGAUGCCUCUGUUUCUAAUGGCUCCUUCCCUCACCAUGUGUAUGUGUGCGCAAAGUUUAUCGAAAACAAAAACAAAACGGCAGUCAUAUUCUUUUCACUAGCAUCAGAGCAAAUAAAUCAUCAUCGAUUCUAAAAUAUCACGCAGAAAAUGUUAAAACGGUGUGGUGUAAGAUUAUAAUUUUAGUCGUCAGUAAUCGAGUCAAAGUUCAUCGGAUCGACGUUUGACUCAUUUCUAUUUUAAUGGCCUAAGCUGUUUAUAAGAAUUCAUAAUCAUAAUUGUAUACCACAAAUGUAGUAUUUGUCUUAAACUUGAAAGAAAGCUACGAUGAAAAUAAAUAUUUUACAUUCUUUGUCCAAUUUA
Molecule: messenger RNA, 3062 nt
Organism: Drosophila willistoni
Lineage: Eukaryota; Metazoa; Arthropoda; Insecta; Diptera; Drosophilidae
Product: zinc finger CCCH domain-containing protein 18
Exons: 4
Coding region: 164-1981 (605 amino acids)
Molecular function (GO): metal ion binding
Source: RefSeq, a predicted model, not a curated record